This is a messenger RNA of Aricia agestis (brown argus), 491 nucleotides long. RefSeq lists its product as uncharacterized. Gene Ontology annotation, biological process: mitochondrial electron transport, NADH to ubiquinone; ATP synthesis coupled electron transport. The record is from RefSeq and is a predicted model, not a curated record. The transcript has 2 exons. NCBI's taxonomy places the organism in Eukaryota, Metazoa, Arthropoda, Insecta, Lepidoptera, Lycaenidae. Gene Ontology annotation, cellular component: mitochondrial inner membrane. Bases 38 to 436 code for a protein of 132 amino acids.
AAUAUUAUACUCAAGUUCAGAUAGGUAAUUAAAUACAAUGAGCGAUAAAAUAAAAUUCAGAGAUGUCUAUGAUGGCAUUCAGACAUUUCGAAAUUUUUUGUUAGGCAGAAAGUAUACUCUGCAUAAUCGGUUUCUUCCCUUCAUAUCACCACGAUCGAUACCUAGGCCAGAUAUUCCUAAGAGCAGUGUCGUCAAGUAUUCUGACAAUUACUAUGCUCAAAGACAUGUCUUUGAUUCUGUGAAGCCUCCAGUUAUUGCACCCGUAGCUGAAGCAUUACCGGCUGAUCAAAAAUGCGGAGAAUCCACUGAGGCUGUAUGUUUUCAAAGUGCACCAACUCCUGGUAGAGUCUGGUGGUGGGAUGGUCAUAGCUAUUAUGAAGAUGAGAAAAAGGCCAUACAAAGAAAGGAGGAGCCUAAAUUAGAAGGGCCUAAAUAAUUUAUGAGAAAAAGAAACAAUAGGUUUACUUACAUAAAUAAUAAUACGUUUCGUA